Zingiber officinale is the source of this 852-nucleotide messenger RNA. RefSeq lists its product as uncharacterized. Lineage: Eukaryota; Viridiplantae; Streptophyta; Magnoliopsida; Zingiberales; Zingiberaceae. The transcript has 3 exons. The record is from RefSeq and is a predicted model, not a curated record. The coding region runs from base 8 to 814 and encodes 268 amino acids.
UGCCUUUAUGGGCGCCGAAGUUGUCGCGUUUUCGCGCAUCAGAUCAGAUCAGACGGCCAGCGGAGGGGGGGAGUGGGUUUUAUUAGUGCAGGUCAAGACGGAGAGCCGCUUCACCCCGCGCCGCCUUUUCGACGUUUUCUGCUUCCUUCCUUCGACAGGCUCUUCUCAUAGCAUGCCGCUGGUCCACACAAUGCUGAGGGCCUCCCUGAACAAGCAUCUGACGAAAUGGGCUGCAGCCCGAAUGACUCCGCCUUUGAGAAUGAUUGCUGUGGAGUCGGGUGUCCCUGAUCGACCGGCUCCCGACUCGGCAGCACCAGUCGCUCUUCUGCCUCCUGCAGCCGCAGCCGAGCCGGAGGCGAUCUCUUCGGAUGGGUCAGGACAGCGCCUCCGAACUCUGCCGGGCAUUUGCGACAGCAUGAGCCUAAACAUGACUAAGCUUUGCGCCGAUCGACGGCAGCUCGCCAUCCGACUGUCCGAUUUGUAUCGCCAUUGUACUGAGAUGCGACGCCGCGACAGUGAGCGCGGGUCUUUUGGUAAGGAAUUGAACCUGCUGGUGCUUGGGGUCCGUGUCGAAGAGCUCCAAGCCAAACUAAGCGAGUCGGAGCAACGGAGGCUGAGGGCUGAGCAUAGGGCCCGAAGAGAACUGAUGGCUGUAGAAGCGGAGACGGCGAAGGUGGAGUUGAAGUUGGCCAUCUACCAAACCGGCGAGGAGGUGGAAUGGGUGAAUCCGAAGAAGUCCUUUAUGGAGUCGGAAGAAUUUGAAAAAUUCGACAUACUUAUGUUAGAGAAAAAAUGGGAGGAGAAUAAGGCGUAAGAUGGACGAGUGGAACACAAUAAUUUUUCAUAUUUCUA